This is a messenger RNA of Chara braunii, 3201 nucleotides long. NCBI's taxonomy places the organism in Eukaryota, Viridiplantae, Streptophyta, Charophyceae, Charales, Characeae. The record is from the annotation of a GenBank genome assembly.
GGGUUGAUGAGAUCUGCUUCAUAGAGAACACAGUGGCAGCAGCAGCAGCAACAGGAGGGGGAGGAGGAGGAGGAGGAGGAGGAGGAGGAAGUGGACAGAACCGGAAGGAAGGAAGCGGUAUGGCAACCAAAGUGGAUCCCCCAGAAGGCACGUGUCCACCUGGAAAACAUCAGUUUAUGAUGUGGCGAAGUUUGUUCGAGAUCGACACCAAGUACCUGCCAAUCAAACCGAUUGGAAAAGGUGCGUACGGAGUAGUAUGCUCGGCGCGCAAUACGGAAACGGGAGAGAAGAUCGCAAUUAAGAAGAUCAGCAAUGCAUUUGAGAACGCCACUGAUGCUCGAAGGACGCUGCGCGAGAUUCGGCUGCUUCGUCACUUGUAUCAUGAAAACAUCAUCGCGGUGAAGGAUAUAAUGAAGCCAGUGGGGAGGUACACUUUCAAUGACGUGUAUAUCGUGUACGAGCUGAUGGACACCGACCUUCAUCAGAUCAUCCGCUCUUCACAGCCUCUGACUGACGAUCACUGUCAAUACUUUAUAUACCAGCUCCUCCGGGGUUUGAAGUACGUGCACUCUGCAAAUGUGCUGCACAGGGAUCUGAAACCAAGCAAUAUUCUCUUGAAUGCCACCUGCGACCUGAAGAUAUGCGACUUCGGUCUUGCGAGGACAGGCAGUGAGAAAGGGUUCAUGACCGAGUAUGUUGUUACUCGCUGGUAUCGGGCGCCAGAGCUGCUGCUCUCUUGCGAAGAGUACACCAGCGCUAUUGAUGUUUGGUCUGUUGGCUGCAUUUUUGCUGAGCUCCUUGGCAGAAAGCCGCUGUUCCCGGGUAAAGAUUACAUCCAUCAGUUGAAACUAAUUAUCGGCAUGAUUGGCUCGCCGAGCGAGGAAGAUCUUCACUUCAUCUCAAGCCAGAAGGCGAGGAGCUACAUUCGUUCGCUCCCGUUCACUUCCCGAGUGUCCAUUGCCCGCCUUUUUCCCCGAUCCAAUGCGUUAGCCAUCAACCUCAUUGACCGGAUGCUGGUGUUCGAUCCUCGCCGCCGGAUAACUGUGCAGGAAGCGCUCGAGCACCCGUACCUGGCCAUGCUUCAUGACCCAGCACUGGAGCCAACAGCGCCCACCCUGUUCGAGUUCGAGUUUGAGGAGGAAGAUCUCAAAGAGGAGGUUCUCAGAGAAAAAGUUUACGUGGAGAUGCUACACUACCAUCCAGAGGCUGCCAACGAGGAAGGGUAAUUCCAUUGGGAUUGCAUUGCUGUUGAAUUGUGAUUGCAAAAGUCUCUGUCAGAGUCCGUUGGCAUGCAGACGCGAGUGAUUUCAGAUGGGAAAAGUUAGCAUAUUAGGUUUGUGUACAGGAGAGGGGGGUGGGUGUGAGGGGCGGCAGAGUGCACUGCUUGGGUAGCGGAUUUGCACUGCUGUCGGAAUCCGAAGUGGAAACCGUAGAUUUUUCUUUGCGUGCCGUGGAGUGGAGGUUUUUCGUAUCGGUCCGAGGACCGCAGUUUUUUGUUUCUUUUUUCUAUGCUAUGGACCGGCGAUGAGAAUCAUGGAUAUCCGAUGCCAGAUGUUCAUAGGAGGUUCGUUCGACAAUUUGUGUCAUACAUCUUUCCACAGCUUGCAUAAAGCCACAGCUUUCCGUAAGGGGGUUGGGAGAUCAAUGAGGCCAAUGUUUUGUCUUCAAUUAAGUCUUUUUCUGCUUGAUUGGCUAGCGCUGACAUUGCCAGACAUGCCAUACCUGUGUGUUUUUUUCUUAUAGCUUUUAUGUGAGCAAAUGUGGUAGUUUGGGACUGGUCUUCCUUGGGAGAUGCAGAGCAAGGGAUUUAUGUUCCUCUGUGUUCGUGUGCACCUGACCGUCGGUGCUUUCGUGAUCCCUAGUGACAAUGCUCGUAGCAAAGCCACAAGCUUUGGGGAAUAACAGAUGGAAGAACGUUGGGGGCGAGAUUUUUCACAGACUGGGCAUACAUGCAAAAACAGACAGACAGUCAAAGAGUCGAGCAGAGAGAAGGCGUGGAGGUGGCCUGCCGUGCGUUCACAACGGCUGGUGGGAACCCCGUCGGGAGCCAUCCCUAUUUUGUGGGGCAAGGUCUCAGAGGGGGCAUUCGAGCAGGCGGACACGCGCAGAGAGGGUGCAGAUGGGUGGUCGCCAAUUGCAGCCAUCGGUGAGCAGAGACCUGUAUGUUCAAAGAACUGUGUGGUCAGACUUCUGAUUAUACCGGAGAGCAUAGUCUAUGCUAAACUACUAGUGCUAUGCCGAUGAAUUUCCACCGAGGGAGUGCCAUUGCCACAUGGGCCAAGGGACUGAAUGAUUGACACCAGUCAGGCGUGGCCAUCACCGCACAUUUGAUCCAAGUUCAGCGAGUCAUCCGAGAGCUCUUCCUCAGCAUUUUGCGAUCAUGUUGUCAGCUAUUUCUUGGUAUGUGUUUCUACCAUCAGGAGUGCCUUUUUUCUUAACUUUUUUUACCAGUUUUCGGUGGGAUCACCCAUCGCCCAUCGCCGAUAUCACUGAUGUCAGUGGCUGUUGUCUAUCAACGGUUCAGAUCAUCAGACUCAGCAGGCACUAUUGAAAGAUUGAUUGUUGCAUCUCGGUGCAGCGUCCGGGUUGUUUGUAUCACUACAGAGUCAGUACAGACUGCCCGUGAGUGGCUUUUUUCCUUGCAGAUGUGCUCUCUUGAGAGGCAGGCACCCUGUCUUGUAAAAAACUCAGCUUUUGAGCCGUAAUGUAGUAAUUUCUCACCCUCUCUGCCUUUCCUUUUCAGCUGGAAGUCUGCAACUGCUGGGUAAUCUGUUUUGUCCGAGACCAUGUCUGUAAAUAGUGCAGUGUACAUAUCUAGUGUCUGUGGUGUGUCGGCCGGUCACACGACACAGCAGCCGGAGGUUUGGUAGCUGGCCAAAAUUCGCUGUGGCAUAGCAAAGCCUGUGCCACAGACUUUGCACGUCUGCGUUGCAAAAAUUCGAGCAGUUGAUUGAUUCUUGCAGCGAUGAUGUAAAGCUUGUUGGGCGUGUGUGGCCGCCCUUGGCCGGCUGUGAGAGAUAUGCACUCUCUGCUGUUACCAAUCCUCGGCUGAGAUGAAUCGGAGCCCAAGAUCACCUUUGCCGCUUUGCGGCUUGCGGCUCAGAGUCUGCCAUUUGCAGGCUGCGAGAGUGAAGUGCAGCUCCGCCAUUGACAUGCAUGCAGGAAUUACAUGGUGCGAUGCGAUAAAGCAAGGUGUGUGAU